UUCCUUUAAGACUUAAGCAUGCAUGCAUUAUGGCCUACAGGUGUUUGCAUUGGUGUUGUCAAUGAUUGUCCAUUAAAGAGCAUUUUUUACAGGUCUACAUUAGGUUAUCUAUUAACAUCGACAAAUAGUCCCAACCUUUGGUUUAAACAAUAUUUUACCGGAAGCUACAUUGUCUAAGUGCUACACAGAAAGCAGCUCCCAUUUUUUCUGAGGACGCUAACCAAUACCAAGAUUGUGCCUUAUCACCUAAUGUCAGAAUCCAGGUAGGUCAGCCCUUUUUCUCAGAACAGGGGAAGUUUCUACCAGGACAGAACAUUCCAGCCGUCCUUGAAGAGGAGAUUCAGUGUGUCAACACCCACCUCCAUGCUUGAAUGGUCCUUUGGUGAUUUUGGAGAUUCCUGAUGUAAUAGUCUGAAGGACAGUGAGCCUCAGUGAACACAAGAGAGAGCACAAAAGAGAUUUUGAGGGAGUUUGAAAGGAGAAAGUGCAGAGACAUGGCGGCUUUUGGUCUGGAGUUAGUGGGAGUCACGCUCUCGGUUCUUGGCUGGCUUCUCAGCAUUGUGUCCUGUGCUUUGCCCAUGUGGAGGGUCACCGCGUUCAUCGGUACCAACAUCGUAACGGCGCAGGUGUACUGGGAGGGAAUCUGGAUGAGCUGUGUGGUUCAAAGUACUGGACAGAUGCAGUGUAAAGUCUACGACUCCAUGUUGGCUCUUCCCGCAGACCUACAGGCGGCCCGUGCUCUGGUGGUGGUGUCCAUCAUCGUGGGUGUCCUUGCGCUCUUUGUCGCUAUAGUGGGGGCCAAGUGCACCAACUGCAUUGAGGAUGAAGGAGCCAAAGCCCGUGUGAUGAUCAGCUCUGGUGCUGCUUUCAUAACGGCCGCGGUCAUGCAGCUUAUUCCCGUGUCCUGGUCGGCGCACACCGUUAUUUUGGAGUUCUACAGUCCACUUAUUCCAGAAGCUCAGAAGAUGGAAAUAGGGGCAUCUCUGUACCUCGGCUGGGCCGCCGCGGCGCUGUUGCUGGUCGGAGGCUCCAUCCUGUGCUGCAGUUGCCCACCUAAGGAUGAGACGAGGUAUCCGCCGCAAAGUCGUAUUGCCUACUCAGCCCACCACUCAGUGGCUCCAAGUACCUACAACAAGAGAGACUAUGUCUGAGGACCUCAGAAGACUUUGAUUUUUACUGUCUGUCUUUCAUUGAAAGAUAAUUGUAAGUUGAGUUGGAGGUAACUCAAAAUGUUGUUUACUUUUUCUCCAUGUGAAUAUUUCUACAUGCUGUUGUUUUGUCCAAUCAGUGUCCAUUGUC
Molecule: messenger RNA, 1299 nt
Organism: Sinocyclocheilus anshuiensis
Lineage: Eukaryota; Metazoa; Chordata; Actinopteri; Cypriniformes; Cyprinidae
Gene: cldn3d
Product: claudin 3d
Exons: 1
Coding region: 495-1151 (218 amino acids)
Cellular component (GO): membrane; bicellular tight junction
Molecular function (GO): structural molecule activity
Source: RefSeq, a predicted model, not a curated record